This is a messenger RNA of Scylla paramamosain (green mud crab), 6757 nucleotides long. RefSeq names its product mucin-4-like. NCBI's taxonomy places the organism in Eukaryota, Metazoa, Arthropoda, Malacostraca, Decapoda, Portunidae. The transcript has 12 exons. Gene Ontology annotation, molecular function: lipase activity. Gene Ontology annotation, biological process: lipid catabolic process. The record is from RefSeq and is a predicted model, not a curated record. Bases 692 to 6184 code for a protein of 1830 amino acids.
AGCUGAUGAUCGCCGUGCUCAGUGUGGCUCUGGCAGGGGAAGAGGGUGGACGCACACCUGCCUCUCUCUUGCCUCACACACGCGGACGGACUCUCACCAUCACACCUCCUGUCACCAUCCGCUCACCAUCAACUGUGGGAAGGGCGGAGGCGAGGCGAGGGCACAGAUUGAUAAAGCAGAGACACAGAGGGGAGGAGAAAAGAAGACGUUUUAGGGAGACAGAGUGUUAACCUAGAUUUUAAGUUGGUAGCGUGCGUGAGUCUCGGAGCGGCCCUUGUAGUGGUGGUGGUGGUGAUGGUGAUGAGGUGAUGGUGACGGUGGUGAUCCCGUGUAUGUACGUUACUGCCGUUGAUGUGGAAAGCGUUGUGUGCGUCUCGCGAGAAUAUGUGCGUGUGUGUGCACCGUCCCUCCAUGUGCACUGCAAGAUAGACACGCCGGUGAUCAAUUUCAAGGGAACGAGAAAGAAAAAGUACAGCAAAUAUUGAGGCGCCACGGCCCCGUCAGACUUACAUUGUGUGUGCGCCGCAACAAACGCACAUCCAUACAUAUACGCACAUAACAGCGUGUGCACCCCAUCGUUGCGUGUGCACCUUGUACCUGCUACCCCUUUUCCUCAUUCAAACGACUCCCUCUAUUGUGUGCACGCUGGGCUGAAUGCCAUGUGCACUGACAGCCAGACACUCACAUAGACAUGCGACUCCCCGUGCACUCUAUAACAGCGUUGGCGGUGUUCGCCUGUGCCGGAUGGGCUCCGCUGGGCCUGGCGCGCCACCCCGCUACGCCCGCCACCCGCCGAGUCGCCUCCAAAAGACACCUCGCCCCGCCGCCACCUGCUCCUGCCCAGGCCCUCACUAAGGUGCCCCACAGCAAGGAGAGUACCGCCUCCACCACGCCCGCAGCCACUACUCUUACGGAUGAUGUCACAGCCGCCACAGAAGACGUUACAAGUGCCUCUACACUGCCGCCAGAUGACGCCGUGUCGCCCACCGUCACAGUAACUAGUCACGUGACGAUGCCCACCUCCCAGAUCGAUAAUGUCACUGACAGACCUACAGAUGAAAUUUUAUAUACCACUGUAGCACUCUUAAGUGACGUCACGGACUCCACAGACCCCGCAGAGGACGUCACAAGCACCACCACCACUAAUGAUGUCACGACCAUCACCACUGCCAGCACCACCACCACCAGUAUCAAUGACAUCGCCGCCAUCACGCCGCCCAGCAAUGCCCUCACAGCCGCUGGUGGUGGUGGUGGAAGUGAUGGUGAUGAUGGUGGUGAUGGCGGUGGUGGUGGUGGUGAUGGCUUAGGGGCUUUUGAGGGCAUAACUGGUAACGAGGAGCUGGAGUGGGAGGACGAGGAAGAUGACCGGCAGUUGUACGAGGCUGUGGUGACGAGUAUGGCUCAAUGGCACCUUCGCCGCUUGGCUAGGGAGAGACAAGGGCAUCGUCAGAAGAGGGACGAGGAGGUGGCUUGCUACUUCGAACUCGGCUGCUUCACAGACGAUGGGCCCUUUGAUUACCUGGACCUGCUGCCCUCCCCGCCCGACGAGAUCAACACCCGCUUCCUGCUGUACACGCGCGAGAGAGACAAGGAGACGGUGCUCAAGCCCUUCAACAUCUCCACCAUCGCUGACACUCACUUCAACGUGUCCAGACCCACCAAGCUGCUCAUCCACGGCUUCGGCUCCUCCUGUUACAGCAUGUGGAUCAAGGAAAUGCGCAUUGCUCUCCUGACGGUGAUGGACGUAAACAUUAUCUGCGUCAACUGGCAGAAGGGAGCCGAGCUUCCCAACUACGUGCGUGCCGCUAGCAACACGCGGGUCGUCGGCAGGCAGGUGGCGCUAUUCCUGGAGAGACUCACUGCCUUCCUCAACACCUCCCUCGACGACUUCCACCUGAUCGGGUUCUCCUUGGGUGCCCACGUCUCUGGUCACGCCGGCGCCACGCUUAAGAACCUCUCCAGGAUAUCAGGCCUCGAUCCAGCGGGGCCCCUCUUCGAGUCCUUCUCCCCCUCGGUGCGUCUGGAUCACACGGACGCGCGUUUCGUCGACGUGAUCCACACCAACGCCGACUCGCUCCUCAAGGGUGGCCUGGGCGCCUUCGAACCCAUGGGACACGUGGACUUCUACCCCAACGGCGGUAGGAUGCAGAAGGGAUGCGACAACCUCUUCAUUGGCGGCAUGUCUGAUAUCCUCUGGCCCACGGAGGGGGGCGGACGCUACCUCUGCAAUCACCGGCGGGGGUACAAGUACUACCUGAACUCGGUGGUGCCCAAGUGUCGCUUCCCGGCCUUCGUGUGUCGGGAUUACGAGACCUUCUUGCAGGGCGACUGCUUCCCCUGCAAGUCCUGCGGCGACAUGGGAUACUUUGCGAAUCAGGCGGAGGGGCGCGGCCAACUGUACCUCGUCACUAUGGACAUGGAGCCCUUCUGCGCCAACCAGUACAAAGUGACAGUGAAGCACUCCGGGGGGCCGCCAGCUGAGCCCGUCACCACCUACGGGCGCCUUGACAUCACCUUCAUAGCGGCGGACGGUCUCAACGAAACCCUCCGGUUGACGCAGAGUGAGGAUACCGCAAUGGAGGCUGGGGGCGCCACAGUCCGCAUCGUGGUGCCGCAUCCCAACCUGACAGACAUCCGCGCCGUGCAGCUGCGGUAUACGGCUUACCCCGGCUGGAUAUACUAUGGUUUCCAGCGUUGGGCCAUCGACGAGCUCUCUCUCAUGGAUAGCUUCGGCACCAUGAUGUCCUUCUGUCAUCGCGGCACCACUUUAGUGUCUGGCAAGGCAAUGCAUUUGUCUCUCCUUCCCGGCGAGUGUGACACUUCUGCAGAGCCCCCAGCACCUGCCCCAAAACCUCCCACCAAGAUCCCUCCUGCAGCCCCUGCCCCCACAUCCCCAUCAGGCAGCCGUCCUGCACUGCAGCCUCAGCACCCUCCCUUCCCACAAACCCCUCUCAAGGAGGGCGAGAAUGAGGUGAUGACUCUGCUGGGUGCCAAUCUCAGCCACCACCAGCCCAUUCCAUCGCCAGUGCUUCUGCCGGCCAAGCCCCACGCCAUCCUCACACCCCUUCACUCCCACCCUGUGCAUCCUGGGGUACAGCACACCCAUGAGGCACCCAAAAAGGACCUCACUCCCCAGCCCAGCCACCCAAAGACUCCCCCAGGACACCACAACAACCCAGCACCUCCCCAGCUUCCCCCUAGUGCCAAUUCCCACGGCCCUCGCCAUCCCAGUUACUAUCCCACCAAUUUGGCGCCCAACCUCCCCAACUCUCCCUUCAGUGGCCACUCCCCAAAUCUCAUCUCCAGUCAUUUCCUUGUCACGUCUUAUGGUGGACAUCUCUCCCGAGAGCCUUUUGGCAGCCGUCCUCCUGCUGUGAGUGUGGUGCCAGGGAAAGGCUGGGUUGCAGUCACGAGAGGCGAGCCAGUUAACAUCAUCCCUGCCCCUGAUCUGGGUCCUGGACACAACCUCCCCCAUCUCCCUGUCAGUGCUAAUACCCCACCCACAGUUCCUACCUCAGCUGCUACUCCUUCCACCAUUCCCACCUCUGAUGCCACCACCACAAGAACCACCACAAUUUCAGACUCAGAUAUUUCAGAUACAACAACUACUACUCCUACCACCAUUUCCACUACUAUUAGCAACAAGACUGAUAGUAAUAGUUCUACUCUUCUCACCACCAUGCCCACAUCCACCACCACACCCUUGCCACUAGAUGCCAGCACCACCUCAACCUUAAUAGCUUCUAACAAUGUCACUAUUACUGAAUCCACCACUAAGGACCUCAACACCACCAUUACCACAUUCACCACCACCACCACUGCUACUCCCACCUCAGAGCCUGCUGUGAGUUUAGAGAGGGUGUUUGUUAGCAUUGAAGUCGAUCCGAGCAAGAGUGACAAUGGGCAGGGACUGGAACACAUACUAGGAUUUCAGGAUGUUCCUCCCUCCCUAACCCAUCCUGGCAAGCUCCCCCAUGCACACCCCCAGACACAUCCCAGCCUCACCCCCAUCCUGUACACCAACAGCCUUAUUGAUGGCGAUGUUCCAGAUAGAGAGAGAGCACGGGCCCUCACCCUCACCUUCCCCAGGGCCCAGUCUCUUCCUCAUCCCGCCCCACAGUUUCAUGCCCCGGGUCCAGUCUAUGUUACUGGAGCCUGGGUAAGAAAAGGGCAAAACCCUCCAUCACGUCAGCCUCCAAUCCCCAGGUCCCAACAUCUUCCAGCCCAGCGACCCCUUCAGAGCCGAAGUCCUCAACAUCAGUCUAAUGUGGAUCACCAGCCUCAGCCUCGCCCACCACCAGGGCCUCAGACUCAGUCACUUCCAGUUCAAGGUCCCCAGCCUGAGGCAUCUCCACGUCCACAAUUCCUCUCAGGCUCAAGACUCCAGCCUCAGCUUCAGUCUCCAUCACCCAAACAGCCUCAGCACCCUUCACCUUCUGCCACAAGCCCAACUGCCCAGCCAGGUCAAGAGUCCCAACUACAACUAGACCCAGGGUCUCCUCACCAGGCACUCUCUGACCAGGCCUCACAACCCUUACCACCAUCUUCAAGUGUCCAUCCACAGAUGGCACCACCACCACCACCACCACCACCACCACCACCACCUAGCCUGAGACCUCACCCCAUGCCAUCCUUAAGUCCUCAACUUCAGUCUCAGCCCCCUUCAAGUCCUCAGCCUCAACCUCUCCAUCCACCACUCCCAGGGCCACAGCUACAACCAUCAGGCAUCCAGUCUCAAACUAAACCCCAAUCCCAAGCCCAACCCAAGUUACAGUCCCAAUCCCAAGCCCAACCCAAGUUACAGUCCCAAUCCCAAGCCCAACCCAAGUUACAGUCCCAAUCCCAAGCCCAACCCAAGUUACAGUCCCAAUCCCAAGCCCAAUCCAAGUUACAGUCCCAAUCCCAAGCCCAACCCAAGUUACAGUCUCAAUCCCAAGCCCAAUCCAAGUUACAGUCCCAGUCCCAAGCCCAAUCAAAGUUGCAGGCCCAGUCCCAAGUUCAAACCCAGGAUCAGUCCCAAGUUCAAACCCAGGAUCAGUCCCAAGUCCAGUCCCAGUUCCAUGUUCAGCCACAGACACAGUCUCAAGCCCAACCCUGGUCCAGGCCUCAAGCCCAGCCCCAGUCCAAAGUCCGGUUGCAACCUCAGUCCAAAGUUCAGCCCCAGUCCAAGGUUCAGUCCCAGCCCCAGUCUUUGCCACAGCCUCAGGUGCAGUCCCAUCCACAGUACCUGCCUCAGUCUCUUUCACCACCUACCAUCCAGUCCCCACCAGCCCUAAGCUCACCACAGCAGUCAGCUUUGAGUCCUCAGCCACAGCCACCCUCACGCGUCGGUUCCCAGAGGUACCUCCGCCAUGGCACACUUUUCCUCACGCAGUCCCUACAGGCACCAGGUCGCCAGACUCAGCCUCAUCCCAGUUCACAUACUACAGCUGGUUCUGCUGCUCACGCUCGAUCUCAGCAGACUCCACACCCACAGUCCCAACCACACCCAAGCUCAAGGCCUCAGUCCCCAUCCUCCACACCUGCUCCACCCUCCCAGUCCUUGCAGGCUCCUGCCAGCUCUCAGUGUGCUGAUUGUCCCACACACAGGGAAGACUCUCUUUCUGGCUCCUCCCAAGGGUGGCUGCCACCUCCACCUCCACCUCCACCACCAUCCCAGCCUCGGACACGUAACUUCUCCCCGCAGACCAUUGUGGGUCGAGGCUGGGCGCCACAGCCCAGUUCACAGUCCCAUCACUGGAUACGGCAGCACCCUCGACCCGAUGCGGUGGCCUCUCCUAGUAUCCCAGAACUGCAUCUUUCUGCCCCCAACCCACCACUUAACAGUCCCCCACAUCAGCAGCCACAGCAGCAGCAGGAACACUCAGAACUCCAGGAGCAUUCUGAAAGGCCCCAGGGGGAAGAGGAUCCACAGCACACUGUGGAUGACCGGUCCAUGCCUCUCUAUGUGCAACUGCUGCCACCCACCUUCAGGCAGCUUCCCCACCUUGAGUCACGACAGCAGCAGUUUGACACCCAAUCCAGGCAGCGUGCUGGGCGGGGUGGCUGGGGAAGGAGUCUAUCUGUGCCGGGUCCUGGAACACACAUGGGGAUGUUCACACCAGUGAUGAUGCGCCUGCAUGACCAUCCCAAGGCGCGCUACAUUCCCCUCAGACCCCAGCGCCACCAUCCCCUCCUCUCUUAAUUCUUCCCGUGUAUCACCUUAUUUAUUAAUCUUCAAAACUGCACGUGUGUGUGUGUGUGUGUAUGUGUCUGUGUGAAAGAGAGAGAGAGAGAGAGAGAGGGGUAUGGAAGGAAGUUGUUAACAGUUGGGCAAGGCAAGCCUCGUGUGACUGUCAUCUUCAUCUUGUUAUUUAUUGUUCUUGCUUGUGGUUGCCACUGAUGUAAUUUAUAAUUAUUGUUCUUCCUUGAUAUAUAAUUUAUAUGUUGUACCCCCCGUGAUAGUCUAUUUAGGUUGUUGCUGUUGUUGUCGUUAUACUUAUUUGUUGUAGAUGCAUUAUUAUUUAUUAUCAUCACUGAGGUAGUCGUGGUGGUGGGAGGGACAGCAGGUCAUGUCAUCCCCCACCACCUCCCCCAGCCCUGCUGCUCUCGCCAGGGGAGUCACGUGAUAGUAGAUGUAACGUAUUUAAUUCAAAAGGACUUUAGCUUCACUUUAAGGUGCAGCAUCAUCCAGUGUUGCUGAAGACUGAAGUUAAAUAAAAAAGGUUUAGUGAAAAUAUAAAUUAUAUUUAGACCAAUACAUUUUAUACACUAUGUA